Molecule: messenger RNA, 636 nt
Organism: Austrofundulus limnaeus
Lineage: Eukaryota; Metazoa; Chordata; Actinopteri; Cyprinodontiformes; Rivulidae
Gene: acbd7
Product: acyl-CoA binding domain containing 7
Exons: 4
Coding region: 96-362 (88 amino acids)
Biological process (GO): fatty acid metabolic process
Molecular function (GO): fatty-acyl-CoA binding
Source: RefSeq, a predicted model, not a curated record
CCCCCUCUGCAGUCCUCUGUUCAGAUCUUAAAUAUUGCAUCGGUCAGCUGUGCUGCAACUACAGCGGAAUCAAUCCCUUCAGCUGCUCACACAAAAUGACUCUUGAGGCAGAGUUUAAGACGAUAGCGGAUAACGUGAAGAAGGUGAAAACGCAACCUACAAAUGACGAGCUGCUCACUCUCUAUGGCCUUUACAAACAGGCCAUAGUUGGAGACAUUAACACCGAAAAACCAGGAAUGCUGGAUCCAACAGGAAAGGCCAAAUGGGAGGCAUGGGAAUCCAGAAAAGGCAUGUCCAAGGAGGACGCCAUGUCCAUGUACAUCACACACGCUAAGGACAUCAUCAGCAAAUAUGGGCUGUAAAAUGUGCAAUACACUGAAAGCACUCCAAUUAAAACGGCUAAAACAAAGCUGUUGUUCGCCUUGACUUCUCAGAGGCCAUAAUACUAACAUGUCAUUUUACAUUUCUUACUUGGACAGGGUUUUUUAUGAACCAGUACAGUGAAUAAAAAAUUCUAUGCACCUCUGUGGUUAAGAUUUGUUAACGCUGAACUUACUGCACUGAUGUAUCUUGAGAUCACAACAAGAGAAACAGAAAACUGUAAAAUGUGAACAAAUAAAUACAUUUCUCUCUUUU